AUGGAUUCUCUCAACCAACCUUGUCCCGACGAAACCGGUGGGCCCUCGCCGAGUCAACACACCGACCACUCGGGGAGUGAGUCCGACACCUCGUGUAAUGACGAACUCCCAACACAAGGGCAGUCGGAGGCCCUUAGGUCACAAGGCAAUGACACUGUGCUUAGCGCGCCAGAAUUGGAGUUCCGCACACCUCGUGUACGGAGCGCUAAGACUGCCGCAAGCGAGACGCUGGCACGGAGACUCGCUGACACGAGUGAAAGUGACAGCGAGAAGGAACGCAAGGCAAAGGUAAGGAAGCAGAAGAAUCACCUGCGGAAACUGUUCAAGCAGAGAUCGCAGGGUGCGGACGCUGCCACCGAGAUAAUGCCACCACCCCGCCAGCCGGCGCCGAAAGCGGCGCCUAAGGCGGGAGACAAGCCGAAACCGGCGCAGGUAGCUGGGCGCAAGCCCAGCGGCCCAGUCGGGGACGGCGCAACGGGGAAGUCCGAACCGAAGGCGAAGACGAAGGCCUCGCGGCGAGCCAAAGCUGGUGCAGGUAGCCAGGCAACAACCCAGCAGCCCAGUCGGUGCUGUCACGUCCACCCAGACUCGCCCGGCGGGAGAGACGGCGGCCGCACGGCCGAAGUCGCAACCAUCGGAGACGGCGAAAAGCGCGCAGAAACCGGCGAAGGUAGCCGGGCAACAGCCCAGCGGCGCAGUCGGUGA
This is a messenger RNA of Schistocerca serialis cubense, 705 nucleotides long. Its product is annotated as translation initiation factor IF-2-like. The record is from RefSeq and is a predicted model, not a curated record. The coding region runs from base 1 to 705 and encodes 234 amino acids. The transcript has a single exon. Lineage: Eukaryota; Metazoa; Arthropoda; Insecta; Orthoptera; Acrididae.